This is a messenger RNA of Ruditapes philippinarum (Manila clam), 811 nucleotides long. RefSeq lists its product as uncharacterized. The coding region runs from base 181 to 684 and encodes 167 amino acids. NCBI's taxonomy places the organism in Eukaryota, Metazoa, Mollusca, Bivalvia, Venerida, Veneridae. The record is from RefSeq and is a predicted model, not a curated record. The transcript is spliced from 6 exons.
AAAAUAUUUGCUUAAUACUUGAGUAUGUUGAUAUUCACGUAUGUGAAAAUAACCACAUAAUAUUUGUUUUGUACAUAGCAUACUGAUAACAUACCAGUGUAUCCUUCACAUAAUUCUUUUCUUAUUUGCGAAAUAUAAGUGAGGUGAAUCAUUCAUGACGUAAAAGCAAAAGAAUAGACAAUGAAAGUUUUGGUGCUUGCAGUGCUGGGUUUGGCAAUCUUUGAAAACUUUGUGCACUGCCAAAUAAAUAGUAUUCCAGGCUCUGGAAAAACUAACUUUUACCUGGACCGGUACUCUGACUGUGAUGGAAGACCAAUAGAGGUUGGCAAUUCAACUGUUUUCAUCAGUGGUCAAAGCACAGAGUUACAGGGUCAGCCUGUAACAUCAUGCAGUGUUACAUUAAAAACAACAAACAGAGUACCCUAUAGAUUCAAAUUGCAGGUCAUCAAUAUGCGAAUAGAUGAUCCAGGUGUCCAUUUCUACAUACACGAUGGUGAAUUCCAAGGAAGAUUGCUGGGAUCAUUCAGUAAACUUCAUGGAAAGCCACCAAGUCUAAAUUUCAUAUUUACAUCUGGACACCUUGUGACAUUUCGGUUAACAAGAGGCGAGCUAGAGAGAAAUUUUGAUAUCAGAAUUGUAGUAACGCCUGUACCCUCUUCGUCCUUUUCAGAUAUUUUCGGUUGAUUUCAUCAUGACUCCGCCGAAAUUCGAGAAAGCCCUUAUUCCAGCAGAUGUUUUUUGCAAUAGACUAGAGAAAUUUUUGUUCUUGAAAUGUAAUAAUUCUGUCAAAUACAACGACCUAAACCUAUAA